GUUUGGCUAAACUACACAGUUAUAAAUACAUGACUGAUUGCGUAACAUGGUUUCCAAGAAGUAGAUCUCUUUAGCUGGAACGACACUCGGAUAGGAGUGAGCCAUAACACUGGAGAAUAUACACCGAGUGGUUGUCCGAUUAGAAAUGGACAUCUUACUGGACAGGACACAAACCUGACAGACAGACGGGUGGAAAGAAGGAAUAUGGAUUCCAAGGAAUGGCGCAGGAUAAUGAAGAAUUGGGUCUAUCUUAAAAGUGAGCUUCAGUUGGAAGAUGGCGGUGACAUUCUUAACGGCCUGUUCCAAAAUGGCACACUGAACGACAGCGAGUAUAAACUAAUCAAAAGUAUUUCUCCUGAACCUGAAAAGGUGGAAAGACUACUGUUCGCGCUGAAACGAAAACCACAAAAUCUGAACGCGUAUAAACGUUUCUGUGACAUUGUAAGAGAAAUCCAGCCACACAUAGAGGAGAAACUUGCAGCUACGCCCGAUGAAGAUGCCUGUUUAGAAGCUGAUCAACCACAAACAGAAGAUGUCGUCAGAGGUGCCCUGCUUGAUAGAUUUAUCAACAGAAAAGGCUCGACGUGUCCCCUGCCAGAUGUUAAAGCGGUCAUCAAGGAAUGUGUGACUUCGGCAGGGGUGAACUAUGACUGGGGUGACAAACAGCUCAGGGAUCUCAUCACACAAGUGUUCACUGACGCAACUUGGCAACAGCGUUCAAAAAGGGAAAUACCCUAUUUGAGAAAUUUACAAAUAAGACCUUCACAGACACCUACAAAACCAGGCCUCUUAUCAACACCGACCAAAGAAAAUGUCAAACUGAUGCAAGUUGAUGGUCUAUGUGAUUUCCUCAACAAUCAUCCUACAAUUGGCAAGAAGGAAGACGUCAUAGCAAAAUGCAAAGACGAGUGCAUCACCGGAGAAGUGUUCCUCUCACUAAAGGAGACAGACAUAAAUGAACUUUUCCCUUCCUUGAAAUUUGGACAUAAGCGGGCCUUGUUAUUACUCAUUUCAAACAUUGAAUCGCAACCUCAUGAUACGGAAAACACGAACACUGAACAAAGUGUCAUUGAGUCACCAGAUAGCACUUGCAAGCCGAGAGAAUGCCCAUACCAAGAGACAUUAAGGAAGUUUGAACAUCCAGUAGAACCAUGGGUCAAAUAUGUGAAAGGAAGAGUUGUGAACACCGAAUUCUGCAGUGGUAACAUGGUGCAGCCGGUCAAAUAUUUUGCUAACAUUCAAAAGCCUACAGUCAUGAUUCAGCAAAUGGCAGAUGAGACAGUUGCAUUUGCUGCAGCAUGUAUGAAUGACAGGAUAAAUGGCACAAUUUACUUUGGUAUAUGCCCAGAGGGCUCUCUGGAAGUACUGCCCGGAGAAGUUGUUGGAUACACUCUUGACACAGAAAAAUGUCGGAGUGAAAUCAUGAGCAAAAUAAAAUUUGCCUUCGAAGAAAAGCAUCAUGAGAUUGUGUCUAAAGUAAUACGAGAUCCAACAUUUGUAGAGGUCAUUGACAGGAAUAACAGUGACGACCCCCGCUAUGUUGUAGAAAUAGAUGUUGUUCCAACAAGUCAUGUUGUAAAACAUGAAGUGUUUCUAAUCAGUUCAAAAUUCCCCAUUGGCAAGAAGAAUAAACAGAGACUGUUUCGAUAUACAGAGGGCGCAAUAAAAAGGCAUGAUGGAAGAGAUCUUGUACACUUCACAUCUAAAACUGUAAUGGAUUUAACAACUCUACGUCAAACCCAAGAAGCGAAGACACAGGCGCCUGGACCUGCCAAAAACCUGAGAAGAAAGUUUCUCAAUUUGUUUACUGGUGGCGCAGAAACACUUGAAGAUGACGUUUAUCCUGUGUUGUUUUUUAGUCCUCUUGGUGACCAAAUGGAAGCAAAUUUCAUAGAAGAAAAUCUAUCAUUUGUUAAAGAUAUAGAUGCAACAGCAAUCUUUGACUUUGAUCCCGAAAGUGACACUAAAGGCCUUUAUCAUUAUGUGAUGAACAAAGAGAGAGUCAUGCAGGUCUUAACAACAGACAACUUUGAUAAGAACGGAGGAGAAAAUCUUGAGAAAGAAAAGCAUGCUGCAUUUUUAGAGAAUCUUCAAACAUCUUCCUUGAACACAUGGACAUUUUGUAAUGGCUAUGAAUGUCUGGGAAAGCAUGCCUUUGGCCCCUUUGAGUGGAAACAAAAGCGCAUUGAAGGAUUUCGGGGGGCCAUACAAUUUUAUCAUAAUAGCAUACCCCAAGGAAGAGCACUGGUGUUAGUAUUUCUUUUCUCAUCGAAUUAUGAAGUUAUGUUGGAGGCAGCAGAUGAGAUAUUUACUAAAUUCCAAGAACAGUGGAUAAUACUGGCUGAAAAUGACGCUAUUGCUGAUCUUUGGAAAGAACAGAUGAUUGCUCGUCACUGUGCUGAUACAGGAUCACUCAAUGAGAGAUGUGUUGUUGGCAUUCCUUGGAAUCAUCUUAACGAUACCAUUUGUCAAGUCACAAAUUUGAGACAACCAUCUGCAUGCCUUUUACCAACAUCAAAGGGUAUGCAUUGCUCUCUGCGGCAAAGAGUGAAGGAGGAUAUGUGCGAUUUGGACAUUCUCAGCAUACAACAGUGUAGCGACAGUGAAAUUGUGAAUGAUACCAAGAAGAAAGAAGCUAAAAGACGUGAGGUAGAGGAGAUUUUUUUCAGGGGAGGUGAAGUAGACUGGUGGAAUUUUUGGUUUCCUGGAGAUCACGUUCUUAAGAGAGCUUGUCAUGAAAGUCUGAUGAAUCAAAUAACAGACGCCCUUACUACUACUAAAGAAACUGACAAUAAAGUAACAGUGGUGACAUUGUUACACCAGCCAGGGGCAGGAGGUACCACAUCAGCUCGCCAGAUCCUGUGGGAUCUGAAGGACAAGUACAGAUGCUGUGAAGUUAAGCAAAUAAAUGACCAGACACCUGAACAAAUAGCUACUCUGAGAUGCUAUGAGGAUCCUGAUAGUCCCAAUCCCCCACUGGUUUUGAUUGACAACCAUGAUGAUGAAAAAAUGAGCCUUCUCUAUGCUGUCCUGGAGGAUAAAGCUCGUAUCGCAGCAAGAUCAUCGGAUGGCAUUCUAUCCGUUUUCUGUGUCCUUCUUGUUUGCCAGCGAAGAGCUGACUUGCCAAUCCAGUGUGACAGCCGGAAAGUACUACUCAAGCAUGAACUGACCACAAAGGAGCUUGCCUGGUUUGAAAUGAAAAAUGCUGAUCUAGAAAAGAGGUUCAAAGAUGACAAAAAAGUCGAUCCCAAACUCUUGAUAUCCUUUAACAUCCUGAAGGAAAACUUCAACAGUGAAUAUAUUCACAGAACAGUUGGUACACUCGUCAAUAACAUCAAAGAUGAAAAAGAGCAAAGGGUCCUAAAAUACCUUGCUCUCAUAAAUGCAUAUGAUGUUGACUUCAGUCCGGUUCCCGUGGCCUGCUUUGAUCCACUCAUGCAAACACCACAGAGGUGCGGCAUGAUCAUCAGUACAGGAAAUCAACGCACCUAUUCAAGAAAAAAAGGUUGGGAGACAUGCUUAAGUUCACCAUUGAGGGUGCUCUUAAACAAAUCAUCACGAUCAGCUGGUCAAGGGACAAAAGAACAGACAUUGCGCAUCAUACAUAGCCUCCUUGCUAAAGCAAUUCUUUUAAAACUUAUGGAAAAGCAAGGAGAAACUAUUGUUGACAUAAUGAACCAGCUACUCGAUUCUAAUGUGUUUCUCGUUGAUUCUGCAUAUACUGAACGUUUACUGUACAUUAUCAGAAACAUCAUCAAGAAAAGAUCUCGCUCAAAAGAUGAUAGAAAAGAAAGGUUUUCACCAUUUGUUUUGGCAGCCAUUGACGAUGUUGAUAUUGAUGGAACUGUAAACCUCAUGAUCAAGGUAUUUGAGAUGUCUGAUGAUGCACUCAUUGCUCAACAGAUUGCUAGAUUUUACAUCCAUUGCAAAAACUGGACACAAGCUGAACGCUUUGCUAAGAUUGCUACAAACAAGUGGUACCGAAAUUCCUUCCUCUGGGAUACUUUAGCAAUGGUUUACAAGGAGCAGCUGUUUGAUGAAUAUGUUCAACACUCAGAAACAGAUACCAACAAAAUCAAUGGGGAUGAUGCUAAACGUAUAAUUGGCAUUGCCUUCAAAGCUAUAGAGACGUUCAGAAAAGAGCAACAGCUCAGUGAAAAUGAAACUACUGCUAUCAACAAUGCAGGAUACUGUGGAGAGAUCAGGGUUAUCAUACUGUUGCUGAGUACUUUCCCUAAGUUUCAGUGUUACACAGGGAAGGAGGAUAUGCAUAAAUUCUUGGUCAAUGCAAAGUUUGUUCCCGACACGUUUCAGUUUGUUGGUGAAGCAGAUAUUGAGCAUUUGAAACAGAUGCAAGAUGAUGCGACAAGAGCUCUUCGAAGACUUGAUGAGGAAUUUCACCAGCUUAAAAGUGUGACAUCUGCCGACAUUAUUCCAAAGGACUCACACCUAAACAAUGAGCUCCUUAUCAGCUUCAAAGAAAAUAUUGAUGGUUUCUUUGGAGAAGGAACUGAUAGAGUUCCCCAUGGCAUGAAUAAUGAAGAUGCCAUGGCGUUUCGCAGAAGGCGCGCCAGGAGGCUAGGGGUUGCAUCACUGCCCAGUGCUCUCCGGAUCAUGGCAACAGGUGGAGGGAAGCUUUGCAGCGCUUACAAGUUAAUGGUUGAAAAUGUGAAAUCACCUCAAGCUAAUGCUUUUGAUUUUGUGACCAUUUUGAACACAUGUAUUGCAUACAAUGGAGUGGAAGAUAAGGAACAAACAAUUGCAAGCUUCCAACAAAUGAUAGAAUGGAGCAAAAGUCUUUAUGAAUGUAAAAUUCAACAGGGAACACGGCCUCACCUUGAGACUUUUCUGUAUCUUGUUCUUUUUCAUUUGCCAACGGAGGAUCGUCACAUGUAUAACCUGUGCUCAUCUUCAAGACUUUUGGAAGCAAUCAGCCAAUGGAAAGAAGCAUUUUACAAGAAUCACCCAAGACAAAAAGAUGGAAACCGCCAUUUCAGGAAAAAAGAUGCAACCUAUUUCUUCCUUGGAAAAGGCCAAGACAUGGAGAGUAUAGUUUACUAUGAGCAACUAAAUGGCAGAAAUGAAGGAAAAGGAGACAUAGGAGAUGGAGUCUGGCGCACAGCAACAGCUUUGAAUAGACUGAAGCGAAUGAAAGGUGUUCUCCUAAAUGAGGGACUGGAAAUUAACAUGCAACUGAAAUCGGUAGGAGGGAAUAUGUUCAAUGUAGCGAUCCCCACAUCACUACCUAUUCGAAAACGGUCGUUAUGGCAAAAGAAUGUAUACUUUGUCUUGGGGUUUGGCUGGUCUGGUCCAAAGGCAUAUGAUGUUACUGAUGAGGAAAUCAAGGAAUGUCCAAAUACUCAGCCUUCAGCCAGUGGAAGCAGAGAUUGGGGUCCAACCACACGUGUUCCUCAACUGGCUCCAAAGAGCCUUGAAAUCAUCAUGAUGAGUAUAACAGAGAAAGAGGCAAAACUUGAUAAGUUGACGAAGCAGGGUGCAAGAAGAAACAAAGGGGCAAUCAAAAAAGUCCUCCAGAAGCAACUACAGUGUCUUUAUCGAGAAAGGGACGAUCUACUGGGGAUGCAAUAGACGGCUUCAUGUUGCCCAUGAACUCAUACCUGACAGAUACUAAAGACAUGAUGAUGACUUAUGACUCAAUCGUCUAUUGAUGGCAUGAUCUACUGAGUAUGAUACACAAUCGGUCGUGUAUGUAUAGUAUUAACAGUGACAUUGAGAAAUUCCUUACUAUUAACUUUGAGUGAUGUUUGGCUUUGGUUUUUGAAUAGAUAAUAUGUUUUUGUUUGUAGUUUGGAUGGUGAGGUGUUGAGUGGAUGGUUGCGUGGAUUUAUAUCAUUUACAGCUACAAGACCAGAAGCCGGGUGGAUUUUUUUUUUAAGAAAAACACAUUGGAACAUUCUUAAUUCCGUGGCAGGCAAAUUCUUUUUUUGCUCAUUUUGAAGCAUAAUUUUAUUUCUCAAGAAUAUUCGGGAACACACACGCAUGCACACACGCACGCACGCACACACACGUACACAGACACAUACACUCACGCACAUGCACUCACACUCACACACGCAUACACACACGCACACACACACUCACACAUUCACUCAC
Molecule: messenger RNA, 6114 nt
Organism: Haliotis rufescens (red abalone)
Lineage: Eukaryota; Metazoa; Mollusca; Gastropoda; Lepetellida; Haliotidae
Product: sterile alpha motif domain-containing protein 9-like
Exons: 6
Coding region: 205-5589 (1794 amino acids)
Biological process (GO): regulation of apoptotic process
Cellular component (GO): cytoplasm
Source: RefSeq, a predicted model, not a curated record